This is a messenger RNA of Lates calcarifer (barramundi perch), 1247 nucleotides long. RefSeq names its product LIM/homeobox protein Lhx8. Gene Ontology annotation, cellular component: nucleus. Gene Ontology annotation, molecular function: DNA-binding transcription factor activity, RNA polymerase II-specific; RNA polymerase II transcription regulatory region sequence-specific DNA binding. Gene Ontology annotation, biological process: neuron differentiation; regulation of transcription by RNA polymerase II; forebrain neuron development. Lineage: Eukaryota; Metazoa; Chordata; Actinopteri; Centropomidae. The record is from RefSeq and is a predicted model, not a curated record.
CCUGACUGACACACAGAGGAAUCUCGGGGGAGACUUUUACUUUGAAACUGGGAAGCGUUUUCCCACUCCUGGACACAGACAUGCGCUGGAAAAGUGAAGUCAAAGUAGAGUGCUGCGUUGUUAGCGAGAACGAAAACGACUCUCUGUUGUCCAACGAUGAGGGAGCGCCGGUGGAAGUUUUGGAUGAAGAGGCGUCGUCGCUGCAGGCGAUGGCAUCCGCACCUCUGCUGGGCAGAACAGUGUGUGCGAGCUGCAACGAGGAAAUUGUGGAUAAAUAUUUAUUAAAGGUUAACGACUUGUGCUGGCAUGUGCGCUGUCUCUCCUGCAGCGUGUGCCAGACUUCACUUGGCAGCCACACCAGCUGUUACAUCAAAGAAAAAGAGGUUUUCUGCAAACUGGAUUACUUUAGAAGAUACGGCACCUGGUGCGCGUGCUGCGGCAGGAACAUCCACUCCACGGACUGGGUUCGCCGGGCGAAGGGGAACGUGUAUCACCUGGCCUGCUUCGCCUGCUUCUCCUGCAAGAGGCAGCUGUCCACCGGGGAGGAGUUCGCCCUGGUGGAGGAGAAGGUGCUCUGCAGGGUCCACUAUGACUGCAUGCUGGACAACCUCAAGCGGGCCGUGGAGAAAGGAAACAGUGUUAACAUGGAGGGGGCUGUGCCCACUGAGCAGGAGAUUAAUCAGCCAAAACCCUCAAAGAGAGCUCGGACCAGCUUCACUGCCGACCAGCUGCAGGUGAUGCAGGCUCAGUUUGCUCAGGACAACAACCCAGACGCCCAAACACUGCAGAAGCUGGCAGAGCAGACGGGCCUCAGUCGAAGAGUCAUACAGGUCUGGUUCCAGAACUGCCGAGCUCGCCACAAGAAGCAUGUGAGCCCCAACCACUCCUCCAGCACCCCCAUGACCUCACUGCAGACCAGCCGCCUGUCCCAGCCCACCCCUACCCCGGAGGAGCUGCAGUACACAGCCUACGGAGGCCCGGAGGGGUCAAUGCUCUCCGCACUUCACUCCUUCAUAGACAUGCACCCCCCUCCAUCCAUGUUUCAACCGCUGCUGCCAGCCCACGCCAUGACCUCCCUGCCUGUGUCUCAUGCCUGAGGAGCACACACUCAAACCCACACCCACACAGCAGCCUCAGACUUCACCAGCGAUCAUCCCUCAUUAGCCGCAGUAUUCAGAAUUCCAUGGUAAAUAUACUUUCACUUUCAGUGAACCACAAAACCCUUCCUUUUCUUAAACCGCAAGUAG